UGGCUGCUGCGUCACUUCCUGCAGGAGGAGGUGGAGGAUCUGUCGCGCUCCUCAGUCUCUGUAGUAAACUGAGGAGGAGCAGAGGAGGAGCCGCGGGUCACCUCCACUUUGUCCGGAUCGUAGGAACAUCACCGAACCGGAGGAGUCCAGCUUGGUAGGAACCGGUCCUCCUCCGAACUUCAUCUGGAACUGGACCCGUGGGCAGGAUACGAGCAGCUCCUCCGGACGCACCGCGGGAGGAUACACACAAGUUUUCUCUUUCUCUGCGUCCAGGGAUUGUUUGGCUUUUCUUCUUGGAUUUCGUGCGUAACCGGGUGGAAGUAGUUUCUUGGCUCGGCUCGGCUCGGCCCGGGAGCGUGUUGUCGGUGAGGCGGACACCUGACCUGCGGAUAAGCUCUGACGGAGCGGGACGAGGCUCUUACGCACCGUUACGCACACGAAGUUUUUGCAGAAUCCAAUUAGCUUGAUGUUUUCUAAAUGAUGGUAAGUGCUGGUUAAUUUGUAAACUGUGAUCGUGGAUCGGUCGGACUUGUGGAAGUUGCGCAUUUCUCGGAUCUAUUGGCGGAAUUGUAAGUGAAAGAGGUGGGUGGGUGGAGGGGGGGAAGCGGUCAUGGAUGCGACCGGAGCGCGCGUCCCCCAGUGGUCGUGAUGCCAAGCCCCGCACCGCCCGCGCGUAAUGCCCGGUCCCAUCGCUCUCUGAAGCCCGCAGCAGUGUGGCGCCGCGUCCCGGCCGCGCCGCUAGGAUGAGCAGCACCGACCUGGAGCGCAUGUCGCUCAGCUCCUCCGCCAACUCGGUGGCCUCCAGCGCGCGGACGCUCUCGGCCAACGUGAGGAAGCUGCACAACGCGCUCAACCUGCUGCUCAGCGACUCGGAGAGGGAGCAGUUCAUCCACUGCCUCAACGUGUACCACUCCAAGCGCAACGUGUACGACCUGGUGCAGACCCUCAACGUCAUCCUCAACGCGCCCGGCAAGCGGCAGCUCCUGCCCCUGCUGCGGCUCGUCAUCCCCCGCUCCGACCAGCUCCUCUUCGAGCAGUACACCUCGGAGGGCCUCUACCUGAAGGCGGAUCUAGCGGCGAGCAAUGGCACCGGCGACCCCCCGCCGGGCGACUUCCCCAGCGCCAGCCCCACUCCCCCUCCUGGGCACUUCUCGCCGAGCAACCCCGCGGAGUUCCAGGUGGCGCUGCGGGGGUCCCCGGACACUUUCAGCACCAGCAGCGACGGGACGUCUCCGCUGGUGCCGCUGCUCGGGAGGAACUUCAUCCACGAGCCGCCGGGGGAGAUCCGGCAGGUCAGCAUGAAGCGGCACAAGAGCAACGAGGGCCUGGGCUUCAGCAUCCGCGGCGGCUCGGAGCACGGGGUGGGGAUCUACGUGUCGCUGGUGGAGCCCGGGAGCCUGGCGGAGAAGGAGGGUCUACGCAUCGGGGACCAGAUCAUGAGGGUCAACGACAAAGUGUUCGAGAAGGUCACCCACGCGGAGGCAGUGAAGGUCUUGAAGGGCAGUAAAAAGCUUUGUCUCUCCGUGCGCUCAGUCGGGCGGAUUCCUGGCGGCUAUGUCACCAAUCAUGUUUAUACCUGGGUUGACCCUCAGGGUCGAGGUGUGUCCCCCCCGCCCGACCUGCUGGAGCAUCGCAGCGCCACCCUGAAGAGAAACGACAGCCAGCGACGCAGCAACAUGCAGCUGCUGCAGGAGGGCGACGAGAAGAAGGUCAACUUGGUUCUGGACGACGGCCGCUCUCUGGGUCUGAUGAUCCGGGGGGGCGCCGAGUACGCUCUGGGUAUUUACAUCACCGGAGUGGACCAGGCGUCGGCGGCGGAGUGUGGAGGACUCAAGGUGGGCGACCAGAUCCUGGAGGUGAACGGCCGCAGCUUCCUGAGCAUCCCUCACGACGAGGCCGUCCGGGUCCUGAAGUCCUCGCGGCACCUGAUGAUGACGGUGAAGGACGUGGGACGCCUGCCGCACGCCAGGACGGUGGUGGGGGAGACCAAGUGGAUCGCCAGCUCGCUGAUCGGGGAGAGUUCGGCCAACAGCAGCGUCGUAGGGUUCUCGAUGGACCAAGGAGCCUCCGCAGCAGGAAAGCCCGGGUUUUAUAAGGGCGUGGCGGGCUCGCAGGUGACCCUGUCCAGCCUGGUGAACCAGUCCCGGGCCAUGCUGGAGGAGCAGGCCCGCCACCUGCUGACGGAGGUGGAGCGGCAGACCAUGGUCUACUACGUGGAGGAGUACCGGGACGGGCACAUCGGCGCCGAGCAGCUGGUCAUGGCGUUGUUCGAGCUCCUCAACACUCACGCCAAAUUCUCUCUGCUGUCCGAGGUGCGAGGCCUGGUCGCCCCCCAGGACCUGGAGUGCUUCGACGGGAUGGUGCUGCGGCGGGAGAUCCAGGCCCUGAAGGCGCGGCAGGGCAAAGCCGGGGGGGCGGCGCCGCAGCACGACUCCCUGUCCAUGGUGUCCUACCCCGACACCCUGAACUCGUCCUCCGCCAGCUUCAUGACCAACACCACCCUCAGCUCUGCACGGAACGACAGCGUGGUAGAGACUAAUGGGAAGGAUCCUCCGGAGAGUCUGAACACUCUGCUGACCGACGUCUCUCUGGAUGAUGUUCAGUCCACCGCUGCAGAGUCGCCCCCCUCCUUCAAGCCCCCGCCCCCCCCGGGGGUGCAGAGGCGCCCGAGCAGACGAGAUCCGCUCAACAAAUGCCCCUCGUCCGAAUCCUCCCACUCGGGCUUGUACUUCACGGCCCCGCCCUCCCGCGGCCAUAGCAGAGAGUCAGGACACGCCCCCGCCCCGCCCGCACCCCGCCCCCCAAGGGAGGCCGCCAGGGACCCGUCGCAGGAGUACGCCGCCGUCAGAAAGCGAGAUCCUUCGCUGCCGUCCAAGAAGGAGCAGGUAGCAGCUGCUCAGUUGUCCAUGGUCGCCCGGCACCACCACAUUGGCCCUUUUCCCCGGGUGCAGUCCCCCAACAGAGGCACCAAACCCGCCGCCCCUUCCCCUUCUCCUCCACCCCCGCCUCCGCUCCCUGCUCCCCACCCGCCCCCAUCUCUGCCCCUCAAACCCCUGUCCAUGUCCAAAGCCUCCUCCGCCGCCACUAAACAGCGGUUUGUCACGGUGGAGGUUCACCGGCCCAACGCGGAGCCCGACGUCAACGAGGUGCGGCCGCUGCCACAAGCUCGAGGUGGAGCCCUGUCUCAGCUGUCAGACAGCGGCCAGACCCUCAGUGAGGACAGUGGCGUGGACAUAGCUGAGUCAGCACACCUCAGCAAAGACAGCAGCCCCCAUUCCUCACGCACCCGCCUCCCCCGAGACCCCCAGGGAGGCGGGGGGAGCAACCCCUCCAAACCGCCGGGGCUGCUGGAGCCCACCUCCACCCUGGUGCGGGUGGCAAAGAGCGCCGGCACCCUGGGCAUCGCCAUCGAGGGCGGAGCCAACACUCGCCAGCCGCUGCCACGAAUCGUCACGAUACAGAGAGGAGGGUCCGCUCAUAACUGUGGCCAGCUGAAGGUGGGUCAGGUGAUCCUGGAGGUCAACGGGGUUUCCAUGAGGGGCCGCGAGCACAGGGACGCGGCGCGCAUCAUCGCCGAGGCCUUCAAGACCAAAGAGAGGGACCACGUGGACUUCCUGGUGACCGAGUUCAACGUGGCUCUAUAGCGGAGCGGAGGAGGGGGGAGAGGAGGAUGACGGGAACAGCAGCAGCAGCAGCAGCGAGGGAGGAGCGGUCGGUGGAGAAGAUCAAGGCCGUGACAUCCAAGCGUCUGUUGGUUUCAAUGGCACAACUCGUUAAGAUGGACGUGAACAAACCCCCGCCUCAUCUCCGAGCCCCGCCCCUCGUCCCGUUCAACUCCCGAGUCGUGAAACUCUCAUUCAACAGCGAUUGUCUCCACUGUGAACUCUGUUCAGAUCUCCUCCAACAUGUUACCUCCCCACUGUGACACCUUAUGCACUACUAUGGGAAACAAUGAAACCUGUACCUUUUCUUUUUGAUUGUGUUGAUUCUCGUUGGACUGACCUCCAUUUGAAACCCUCUGGAGCUUCUCGUAGCACUCCCCCUCGUUCCCUCGGUUUCAUUCUGUUUCCUGCUUCUCUCCAGGAGACGGCUGCACAGACAAGACUGUUUCACGCUCAUUGCAAGCUUGGGUUUGUAUAUGUAAAAAUGAACAAAUGUAGAUACAGAUGCGUAUAUAUAUAAAUAUAUAUAUAUAUACAUAAUGUACACAUAAAGAUACUCCUAUAUGAAUUAUAAAUCUGUAACCUCUGUUGCAUCAACAUAUAGUAAUAUAUUUCAGAGAUGAUAAUUCAGGCCUUCACAGACACAUUGGAACAUGUCAGGCUGACGGCAACACGCUCCAAUUUAUAUUUAUAACUUCAUUCAUACAAAGAUGCAUCGUUUCCUGUUUCCUCUUCUCCAGCGACUCCGAACCAGCUCAGUUUGAUUUUAAUUCCCAGCAGAGAACGACGACUUUCUGCGUCACAGCAUCAGACGAGUUUAAAAAGGGGAGUCGACCCUGUGACCUGCAGCUCGCUGAGUUAAAUGAAUUCAACAAUCAACACUGGGUUUUGUCUACGUGACGCAGCAGCAGAAAACAUUAAGUAACUUAAUGCAGCUCUGAUUUAAAGGUAGGAGAGUUAGCGAGAGUGUUUACAGUUCAGCCGUUAGAUGCAGAUUAUAUAUUUGACCCACUUCCCUGAAUAUGCCUACGUUUUUUUUUUUUUAUAAAGAUCUAUUCAUUAAUUAUUCUCUGAGAAAACUGGUGAAAAUGUCCAAAAAAGAAAGCCUUGUUUGAUUUCCAUGAAAAUUCAAUUAAGGAUUCAAACUCUAAUGAGAACCCGUCAGAUCGCACUCAAACACAAUCCUGUCGUGUUCAGAUCAAUUCUCUCUGGAGACAUUUCUCACAUUCGGCCACUUUCUGUUGGAGGUUUCCUCACAGGGGCAUAAACGGACCUGCUGCUCCCCGUGCUGAAUAACAAUUGAUGAUUUUAUUUUGUAAUUUCAUAGUUUUAAUUAUUCCCGCCCUGGGGGGGGCUCGCUGAAGCCAAUGCUCUGCACAGCAAUUACUCCCGAGGAGCGAGUAAUGAGACGUUUAGAGGACGACACCGCCAAAGAGACACUCCUCCACACAUGCUCACUCAUGGAACACGUGUGUGUUUGUGUGUCUGUGAGUGUGCACAUAUUUUUUCCAUUUAUAGAAAAGCAAUUAGGAGAUAAGCAAUCAGGUAGAGAGAGAGAUGGAGCAAGAGAGGAAGACAGAGGAGGAGAGAGUGAGUUGAGAAUCCAAACGGGAAGUGAGUGUUGUGCAGAUGAUUUGCUUCCUCUCAGGAAGCAGGCGAGCGUGGGGGGGGAGCGUGCGCGUUGUGGGGAGCGUGCACGUUGUGGGGAGCGUGCACGGCGAAAACAUCGUCCAUGUGUCAAUCUCACAAACUCACAUCAGGCUGCAGGUGGAGAUGUGUGGAGCAAUUAAUCAGGUGUGUGUGUUCAGAAUGUGUGAAAGUGUUUUCUGAAGCAGGAGACGGAAAGUGAAACAAAUGCAAAUGUCAUGAAGGGAUCUGCGGCAUGAGGGGGGGGGGCGGUCCUCUGGCAGUCUGAGCUCUGUGGAGAAUGCCAACAGGGCAGCUCUGUGACAAACUGCCGUCACACUCCUCAGCUGUUCUGCUGACGAUGGAGAGAGACUUCGCUCGUGCUUUUGUUUUGACAGUUUAUCUGCUGUGCUCCUUCAAACUGUGACGUCUCUGAACCGUAGAGAAACAAAGUGAGAGCUGCAGGUUCUUUAAAGGUCAUCGAGAGGCCAGCCCACGAUCUGCAGAUAGACUUAUUUAAAUUCAUUUGAAGUCAUUUCAUAACCUGAUGAUGUCAGUCUGUAUGAUUUGAUUUUGGCCUCCAAACGGUGCAUGUAAACAAUUCUUCCUUUUCACUGGUUGCUUUUCACUUGUUUCUCUGUCCCAGUGGUGAAUUCAUCCUCCUUUUAGCUCAGUUUUGGUCUCCACCAGCUUGUGAGAAAGACAUUUGGCUCAUUAGCUCCUACGUGUUCUACUUUUCUUUAGCAGCUCAUUGUUUGUGUGUCUUCUGGAGCUGGACCGGUCGUGCACAGCGGGUUUCAUCCGCAGCUUCUUUACUGAAAACAGCUGCUGGAGUCGGCGUUGAUGAGACGUCUGAGACUCGUGCGUAGACAGAUGGUCUGCUCGUGCAGGAAGUGAAACAGUGAAGCCUUCUCUCUCACUACAGGGGAAAUCAUUAUAAAACCAUUAUGAUGCCAUGGUGCAUGCACACCUGGUUUGAAAUGGAGAGGCAGACGGAUUUUUCGUUGGUUUCUCCCAUACUAAGGUGACUAGUUUCCGCGAGAGGCAAAGUUUGGAUUCCUCCUAAAUGCACCGAGCACUUGAAAUCGAGCGCCUGCAUCUUCAGAACAGAGCCUUUGAUCGAAAGCUUCCACGUUUUCGAUGAAAAGCUUUGUGUGUCCCAGAGCCUGAUGAAUCAUUCAUAAACGACAAAAGGAACGAGGAGAGAGACUGAAGGAGAAUAUCAGGAAACCACCAGAGUCUCGGACACAUGAGGUUUCACCGAAGUAAACAAAUCAUAAACCUGCGUCUGCAAAUCAGAUUCAAAUUAAGACUUUAACCAUGAAUCCUGCCGCAGGGUUUAUAAAACCUUCUGGUGUCGGUGGCUCCAUUAACAAGUCAACCGGCUCGGCCUGUUUAUAUAAAAGCUCUUAUUCAUAAAUGCAAAUAGUUUGUUGAUUUCCAUGGUCUCUGAAUACGCCCAUUAACAUGAUUAGAAAAAAAGUUCUUUGCAUAUUCAGCACAUGUUACAAACAAAAUCAGGAAAAACAAAAUGCUCAGAGCAACAACAGGCGAGCAGACUUAGAAUCCAUGAUGCAACUGUGUGUGAGUGUGUCUCUGUGUCUGUGUGUGUGUCUGUGUAUGUAUGUGUGUGUCUAUGUCUGUUUCUGUGUGUGAGAGAGACAGAGUUGGACACUGGUUAAUUAAAGAAUAAAAGCCUGAUAGAAACAUUUGGUCACCAAUGAUUCCUGGAUCUGCCCCCCCGAUCCCAUUGUAUUUGGUUCUGUCCUGAACCAAACCAAAGUUUUUGUGUGAUCUUUCUUACGCACAAAUGGACAGGGAUGAAAAUAUUACGUCUUUGGCAGAGAUAAAAAAAAAACUGCUUAAAGAAAUAGUGACAAUUCUGAUGAGUUCGAGUAAAUUUCCAGUCGAUAAAAACAACGCAGCUACAGAAAGUAAAAGAUAAGUUGAAAUGUUCUUUCUCUUCUCCUUGACCUGAGAAUCACUAGAUCCCUGUUACUGCUCCUCGUGUCCAUCAAUGCCAAAGUUCCCUUAAGCAAGACACAGAACCCCCCCCCCCCCCCUCCCAUUGCUGGUUCCCUGCUCAGGUGAAAUGUAGAUAAAUGCAAACACGUCUCAGAGAACGGGUGAGAAGUCGAUGACUGUGAAGUUCUUCAGGAAAAACGACAGCCAUCGUGACAUUAACCCCACGUUUACUGAUUGAGAAUCGAUAAGAGUCACACGGUGGCUCGGGGGCCCCAUUUGUCUUUGCCCCGGUGUUAAAGGGCCACGCAGGGGGGGGGG
Messenger RNA from Platichthys flesus (European flounder), 7571 nucleotides. RefSeq names its product whirlin a (gene whrna). Lineage: Eukaryota; Metazoa; Chordata; Actinopteri; Pleuronectiformes; Pleuronectidae. Bases 744 to 3644 code for a protein of 966 amino acids. The record is from RefSeq and is a predicted model, not a curated record. Gene Ontology annotation, molecular function: protein binding. Gene Ontology annotation, biological process: sensory perception of sound; auditory receptor cell stereocilium organization. Gene Ontology annotation, cellular component: photoreceptor inner segment; cilium; plasma membrane. The transcript has 12 exons.